Messenger RNA from Acipenser ruthenus (sterlet), 2207 nucleotides. RefSeq names its product spermatogenesis-associated protein 21-like. The transcript is spliced from 9 exons. NCBI's taxonomy places the organism in Eukaryota, Metazoa, Chordata, Actinopteri, Acipenseriformes, Acipenseridae. Gene Ontology annotation, molecular function: calcium ion binding. Bases 1233 to 2207 code for a protein of 324 amino acids. The record is from RefSeq and is a predicted model, not a curated record.
AAGAAUGAAUAGAGCAGCAGCAGGGAAGGCAGUCUGACCUGCAGCUCCAGGAUCCAUGGUCAAAGGGAAGAGACUGGUAGAGAGAGAGUCUCAGAGACAGAUAGGGAUGUACAGUAAAGGCACAAUCAUCUAAUGGAAAUAGGAACUCGACAGCAGCACAGGCAACAUGAGCAGGGACAGUGGAACUAGAUGAGCAGGUGGCUUCUGGGUCUUAGUGCCUGCACGGAGCCUGUGUGAAAUUGCAGGAUGCAUUCCCUUUGGAUUUGACAGAGCUGCGUGCUGCUGGUUGAAUCUGGGGCGGAUCUGGGUGUACAGUAAGAUACAAGCUUCCUUGUAUCAGCUCUCCAGCACUGUCAACAUAAUUGAGAGCGCUGAUAUUGAGCACUUGGUACUUUAAGUAGUAUUUUUUCCAAGUUAAUUUAUUUCAUAGUUCUUGCCUCUAAUGUGAUCAUUGAGUUAAAUAUAUUUUUCAUAUGUGAAUGAAUGAGCAUUUAUAUUGAUCUUAAAAUCAUUAUUUAAGAAUUGCAUGCAGUGGAAACUGAAGCUGAAGGUUUUUCACUACAGCACCAAUUGAAGCAAGGAUUUAUCUGUAUAUUCACCAGGUAUUUUCUCUCGGUUUUAUAACAGUGCAUUGCAAUUGAUAGAAUCGGUAUGAGUUCACUCGAGGUGCAGUUCAUUUUGCCCAAUCUGUAAAAGGUUGAAAUAAAGUGAAAAAAGAGAAACUGACAAAUUGUAAUUGUGCCUGGCCUUUGAUGAGAACACUGAUGAUGCAAUUGACCCAAUAAGUUAUGUAAUAAUGAGCACUGUGUAGCUAAGUUGUGCAGCCGGAAUCUUCACAAGUGAGUUUAGUGAUCUCAUUUCAGCUUAUAGUGGACAUGACAAAGCCUUCAUGAUUCUUAUCUCUCAAGCACUGUCCCUCUUCACCCUAAGAAUUUCUAAAACACUGCAUUCUCAGCUCUUCAGCACUGUCUUAACUUCUUCAAGGAUGGGAGUGCUACAGAAAUGCUCAGGAGACCCGAACGUCUAGUGAGCAUCCUCCGAUUCCACAACUGAGCCCGCAUCCUCUUUUACAUCCAGGAACUCGAGAGCAUAUGUCAGCAAGCUACAGAUCUCUGGAGGACAAAGGCCUGCUCUGCAGGUGUCCGCUUUGAGCUCACUUGGCGUCUGGCCAGAAGGGUUGGCUGUAGCGUGAUGAGGAGAAACAGUAACUGCUGGUUUUGCUUUCCUAACCCAUGGGAGCGCCAGAGCCAAAGCGAUGCUCCCUUCUGAAUCCCCAGCAAAGACAAUCCACUUGGCACAGCCAUGGCGCAACCCUGCGUUGUAUGACUCGCCCUGCACACCAUGCAGCUGUGCUUUUACCAGGUCUGUGGAAGUUAAUCUCAUCUUUCUGCUGCAAGACAGGAGAGGGGGUAAAAAGUGACGCUUCUAUUGUAAAACAUCACGUUGUGACACCACAUCUGUAUGAGGAGUCACCACACCCGCAAUGCUUAAAAGCCCAAUUAAGUGUAUCAGCUCCAGCACUGAAUCAGCUUUGCUCUCCUCUGCUGCCAUCAGAACCCGCCUCUGACACAGUCCUGUCACAGAGUACGUCUGCAAUACUAACCCUGCCAUCACUGACUCAGCAGCCAGAACCCAACAAGAAAGAGAACAAGGCAAUACCAGAAGAAGUUAAAACCCCUGGUUAUCAAAACCAACAGAAAAGAGUACCCCAUACAUGUAACAGCACACUGCCCCCCAGAGGAAAGAGCACUGAAAAGAGAAAGGUAGCAGCCAAAAUCUGCAGUGAAGAGACGAAGGAUGCUGGGGCAGACGCAAAGAGAGGACGGAAGAAGGAAUUGACAGAGCAACAGGUCCAAGCUUUCCGUGAAGCAUUUGGCCUCUUCAAUAAGAACAGGGAGGAUUGUAUUGAUGUUCAUGGCCUGCGGUCCAGUCUGAGUGAUGUGGGCAUAUCUGUGGGUAAAGAGAAACUGGACAGGGCAAUGCAGAGUGCUGAUAUAGACGGUGAUGGGAAGGUGAAUUUUGAAGACUUUUUGACAGUGCUAACAGACAGCAGAAGAUUGUCCCAGUUCCUGCAUGUUCCAGCCCCCACUACCAGCACACGCUCUAAAUCAAAAGAAGACAGUGAGACUGUAUUCUUCAGUGCAGUAACAACAAUGAUGGGCCUGGGAGCACUUCCUUUCCACUCCAUGAGGGAGAUUGUGUGGUGA